Molecule: messenger RNA, 2954 nt
Organism: Lotus japonicus
Lineage: Eukaryota; Viridiplantae; Streptophyta; Magnoliopsida; Fabales; Fabaceae
Product: beta-galactosidase-like
Exons: 19
Coding region: 256-2442 (728 amino acids)
Biological process (GO): carbohydrate metabolic process
Cellular component (GO): vacuole; cell wall
Molecular function (GO): beta-galactosidase activity
Source: RefSeq, a predicted model, not a curated record
CCACUUAACAAUCAAACUCUCACACCUCACCUCGUAACAAAAGUGUGAAAGACCCUCCUUCUCUCUCUCUCUUAGAAGAAUAUAUAUAAAUAAACAAAUUACAAGGCACUAUCCACAAACAAAAACUAGAAACCGUUUUCACUUUGUCCCUCCAUUCCCCUAUUUUUUCCUCAUUUUAUAGUUUCAAACAAGAGUGAAGGAAAGACACCAUUAUUGGUUUCAGAAAAACACAGAGCAGGUUCAAGAAUUUUGAUCAUGAUGGAGAGUUUAAUGAGGAGGAGCAAGUUUCAUGUGUUGGUGUUUAUGUUGUUCUGUUCAUGGUUUUGUUAUGUCACUGCCUCUGUGACUUAUGAUCACAAAGCCAUUCUGGUUGAUGGAAAGAGAAGAAUUUUGAUCUCUGGUUCCAUCCACUACCCAAGAAGCACCCCUCAGAUGUGGCCAGACUUAAUCCAAAAGGCCAAAGAUGGAGGCAUUGAUGUUAUUCAGACCUAUGUGUUUUGGAAUGGACAUGAACCUUCUCCUGGAAAUUAUUAUUUUGAAGAUAGAUUUGAUCUGGUUAAGUUCAUCAAGAUAGUGCAGCAAGCUGGCCUUUAUGUUAAUCUUCGAAUUGGUCCCUACGUUUGUGCUGAAUGGAACUUUGGGGGAUUUCCUGUUUGGCUCAAGUAUGUUCCAGGUAUUGCUUUCAGAACAGACAAUGGGCCGUUCAAGGCGGCUAUGCAAAAAUUCACUACAAAGAUUGUCAACAUGAUGAAAGCAGAGAAGUUGUUUCAAACUCAGGGUGGUCCAAUAAUUAUGUCUCAGAUAGAGAAUGAGUAUGGACCAGUGGAAUGGGAAACUGGUGCUCCUGGGAAGGCUUACACCAAAUGGGCUGCUCAAAUGGCUGUAGGUCUAAAUACUGGGGUCCCUUGGAUUAUGUGCAAGCAAGAAGAUGCCCCUGAUCCUCUUAUUGACACUUGCAAUGCAUACUACUGUGAAAAGUUCACCCCCAACAAAAAUUACAAACCCAAGAUGUGGACUGAGAAUUGGACUGGCUGGUACACUGAUUAUGGUAGUCCAGUCCCUCGUAGACCGGCAGAAGACAUGGCAUUCUCAGUUGCAAGAUUCAUACAGAAUGGUGGCUCAUUUGUUAACUACUAUAUGUACCAUGGAGGAACGAAUUUUGGCCGAACGUCGAGUGGUCUCUUCAUUGCCACAAGCUAUGAGUAUGAUGCUCCCAUUGAUGAAUAUGGACUGCUAAAUGAACCAAAAUGGGGGCACUUGAGAGAUUUGCACAAAGCAAUAAAACAAUGCGAGCCGGCUUUAGUGUCUGUGGAUCCAACGUUGACAUUACUUGGAAAGGGCCUUGAGGCACAUGUUUUCAAGACAAGCUUUGGCGCUUGUGCUGCAUUCCUUGCAAAUUAUGACACCACAUCUUCCAGAACAGUUAAAUUUGGAAAUGGGCAAUACAACCUGCCCCCUUGGUCUAUCAGUAUUCUUCCUGACUGCAAAACUGAUGUUUACAACACUGCAAGGGUUGGUGUCAAGAGCUGGGAAAAAAAGAUGACUCCGGUGAAUAGCGCAUUCAAUUGGCUGUCCUACAAUGAACAACCUGCCUCAUCCAGUGGGGAUGAUUCCCUCACAGGUUAUGCACUUUGGGAGCAGGUCAAUGUGACCCGGGAUUCUUCAGAUUAUCUGUGGUAUAUGACAGAUGUCAACAUUGAUUCUAAUGAAGGUUUUAUAAAGAAUGGCCAAUCUCCUGUUCUUACCGCAAUGUCAGCUGGCCAUGUUCUGCAUGUUUUUGUUAACGGUCAACUUUCAGGAACUGUGUAUGGUGGAUUGAAGAAUCCUAAAUUAACAUUUAGUGACAGUGUGAAGCUGAGGGUUGGCAACAACAAGAUUUCUUUACUUAGUGUAUCCAUCGGCCUCUCGAAUGUUGGCUCGCACUUUGAAACAUGGAAUGUUGGAGUGUUAGGACCGGUCACACUGAAGGGCCUAAAUGAGGGCACAAGAGAUUUGUCUCGGCAGAAAUGGUCUUACAAGGUUGGACUGAAAGGUGAAGCCUUGAACCUUCAUACCACUAGUGGGAGUUCCUCUGUUCAAUGGACACAAGGAUCAUUAGUGGCUAAAAAACAACCUUUGACAUGGUACAAGGCAACUUUUAACGCGCCGGCCAGCAACGAUCCGUUGGCUCUAGAUAUGACUAGCAUGGGAAAGGGUGAAGUAUGGAUAAAUGGCCAGAGCAUCGGUCGCCAUUGGCCUGGAUAUAUAGCGCGCGGUAGUUGUGGUAGUUGUAAUUAUGCUGGAUAUUACACUGAUACCAAAUGCAGGACAAAUUGUGGAGAACCCUCACAGAGAUGGUACCAUAUUCCUCGCUCUUGGUUGAAUCCAAGUGGGAACUUGGUGGUCGUGCUUGAAGAAUUUGGAGGUGACCCUACUGGAAUUUCUUUGGUGAAAAGAACAUGAAGUGUGCUCAUAUGAUGCAUACUCAAAUGUGGUCUUUCUGCAGAACUGCAUUGGCAAGCAAUAUUUAUCUUAUUACCUGUGUGACUAGGAAAUGAAAAGAAUCUCCGAGUUAGGUCACUGCCCAUCUAGGAUCCAGUGAUGAAGCAUUUUACCAAAUAAAUAUGGUUCAGAUCUUACUAGUUCCAGUAUAGGAAGUACUUGAAGCUCAACAUUGAUGCUCCAUCUCUUGUGAUAGUUCAAGUUUACACCAAAAUAUUCAUGUAUCGAAACAAAUGUAUAUUUAAAAAAUUGGAUUCAAAGAUGCUAUAUACUGUAUAUAGUCAAGAUAUUCGGCUGAAUAUUGCUCCAGCCUCCAAGUAUUAGAGGGCUUGUAGCAAUGAAGAUUGAUCCCUUACACAUUUUUAUAAAAAUGUAAGAGUUGGAUACUCAAGUUGUUGCAGUGCAUUACUACUGUUCCAUUAUACGAGAGAUAAAUUUCAAGUUGAAAUAAUAAAAGUUGCUUCCAAAUGCCA